Molecule: messenger RNA, 7029 nt
Organism: Symbiodinium sp. CCMP2592
Lineage: Eukaryota; Dinophyceae; Suessiales; Symbiodiniaceae
Source: the annotation of a GenBank genome assembly
AUGCAACCAGUGGCUAUGCUGACCUCUCAACCUGCUUGGGAGCUGCACCUCAAGGGUUACAACUCCACACAAGUCACGUGCACACUCCAGACGGUCGGCGAACAGGGUGCUGUGGUGUACGUGGAAAGCCAGAGAUGGUUGACGCAGUUAGGCGAAGGCAAGCCGGUGACCAUGGAAACCGAUGGUUUGACUGUGGUAGACGAAUGCAUCACCAUGGCCAAGAUGACUCUGAAUUUCGACACAGCAGAGGGCUGGAAACACAUUCGAGCCGGGAACGUUUCGGAUUACCUCCAGUUGUACGUGCCGCCCACCGACUAUGGUCAGAUCAUAGUGAGAGAGAAUGGUUGCACGGCUACAGCCCUUGUUUCCAAGAGUCGAGUCGACGACGUUUUACGCGCGAGUGGCAUGCAUCACGUCUGGUGCAAACUUCAUGCCGACGAGACCGAGCGCAACUUCGAGGUCAUCUACCUGCCGUACGGUACCACUUACAAGAUCACGAUGGACUUCGUCAAGAACCUGAAGGAGAAGUGUUUUGGGGCAGUGAAGAAGACAGGUGGUUCGGAGCCUCGUUUCGGCAUCCGCUUUGCGGACGAAGCUGCGAUGCAGGCCUUUGCACAAGAACGUGGGCUGGUGGAUCAAGUCAAGCUUGGACGAUACAAGAUCACCGGAGUCUCGCCGCAUGUUGGACACAGCGGGUUGAAGACGAUGUUGUCCACAGCUCUCAAGUGGGACCUUUACGACGUCCUCUACUUGGCCGAGAACUACGCCGUUGUCUCAGCUGCGAACUGCCCGUCCACCAACAAGAUGGCACUGCGCAAGGCUGGCGGGACCACCACCAUCAUGCAUGUGAAGGCCAUGAACAGACGUGCACGCGAGGCCUUCAAAGCUGCGAAGAUGGAAUACCGUACUGCCGAUCCCGAAGCAGAAGAUCAGCACACAGCCAUGGCGAUCGACUUCGACAAUGCUGCUUGGCACCAGAAGCGAGCGGGGGCAAGCCCGAAGCGCUCGCACCCGUCCGAUGGCGCCACGAACGCUGAUCGCAUGACGCAAAUCCGAAUGGAUCAGGAGCUAAAUGCGCUCAACGAGAUGAAUGGCCCAGGCAAGGCGGCAGAAGGUGUCGCUGGCCCUUGUGGCUGGCGUCACACUGAGCUGCGUAAGUUACCGGACAGUCUUUUGCAGCAGCUGAUUGACAUUUUCAUGUUGAUGGAACAGCAUGGGACCACUUUGAGCGUUAACUGCCAAGGGGAUAUCUCUUUGAUUCCGAAGAAGGCCAAUUGCUUUGAAGUGGAUACUUUGCGUCCUAUCACUGUGUUGAGUUAUUUGCACAGAAUGUAUGCAGGUGCCCGGCUGCGUGCGGGGCUGCUACAAUGGCAAGAGGCUGUGCUUGGUGAGCUUCCGCUGCGCGCCAAUCGCCCAGGACAGCGUACUCAUGAUCUGACGCUCACUGCGAGUGUGACGAUGGAACACAUGAGACAUCAACAGCAGUCCAUUUCUGCGGUUUCCUACGACCUUAGCAAAGCUUUUGAUUCCAUGCCUUUUCAUGCAGACAACAUCAAUGGCUUUGGCUGGAUGGUUUUGAAGCGUCUGGGCUUUGAUCCGCGAGUUACUGCGGUAAUGUUUGAUCAGUACCGACGCUUACAGCGAAGAUUCAAGACAUUGCAACAUCUUGGACGGCCUGUUGCGGCUACUGGCUUGCGUGGCAUUGUCCAGGGCUGUGCCAUCAGCAUGAUCUUUUGUAAUUGCAUCACGACAGUUGCCUCGCAUCCGACGUGGCCUCGCGAUCACACUUUCGCGCAUGAUGACAUGGAACUUAGCCAGCCUGACACGACCACUUUGCAGGGCGGGUAUGCUGAUGAUCUGCAUGUGAUUUCUGGCUCAGCUCCGAUGUUCAGACGUGCACAUGUGCUUACUGUUCUGUGGGCCAUCGUAUGUGAUGUACGGCUCAAUGUGCGCAAGACGGUAGUGUUCGGUGCCAUCGUGCUCUACCUGGGACAAGUUGCUCUCGCAGUAGUACGGGAACUUGAGCUUCUGGGACAUCGCUUACAUCAUCAUGCUACACUUGCGCAUGCUGAGAAGGACCGCCUGGAUGAGGCCCACAGACGUUUGGCGAAAGUUGCGCUGGUGCCUGGGAGCAAAGAUGACCGAGAGGGCCUCAUUUCCACGGUCGUGAUGCCUGUCUUGUACGGCCAUGAGACAGUACACUAUGUGCCACGUGACCUCACCACCCUGCGGUACGCAGUGUGGCAGGCCAUACGAGGUGGACGACCUCCUUCGCAUGUCAUGUCGGUGGAAGUUUACAUGACCAUGUGUGUGCGUGGCCACAGAGUUGAUCCGGUACAGUUCAUCGUGGUUGAGCUUGUUGCCAAUUGGGCCAGGUUUUUGGGCAGAAACCAUGAAGGCAUGACCAUGUACCGCCUCUGGGACAUGCACCGUCGUAUGGCAGCUCGCGCUAGCCUUGUUCGGCAAGGCUGUGGCGGCAGCAUUUUCCCGGCAGUGACAGAAGAUGACGCCACUUUCGUCGGACCCACGGCUAUGUUGUAUGAGGUGCUUUUGAGCAUUGGUUGGAGCUGGCCCAGGCUACAUGUUUUUCGCACUCAACAAGGUGAUUUCAACUUGCCUUUGAACAGUGAUGAACGGCCUCGUUUCAAGCAUGUGUUAAGAGAGGCGGUGCGGCUUCGUGAGUUGCGUGGUACGCAGCAUGUUCAUCGUCGGCACGGUCUACCUCAGCGUCGAGACCUUGAAGGAGUGCAGUCAGACUUGGCUUGGGACUCCAAUCUCCGACUUCUGAGACGUCUGCCGCCACACGAGGAAGGAGUGUUGCAAACCAUCCUCUGUGGUGGGGUGAUGAAUCGACAUCGCGUUUCUCAGCACGCCAAGCGCGCAGACGUCACAAUGCAGUGCCUUAUGCCGGGCUGCACGUGUCCUGAUGAGACUACUGAGCAUCGUUUCUGGCACUGCCCUGCACAUGAACACUUGCGAGGCGCAGAGUUUCGUCAGCUGCGGGCGCAUUUGCCUCACAUGCGCCCUUGCGAAAUUAACUGCGGAUUGGCUACGACUGCUUUCCCGGUUGGUUUCUCUGUCGAGAAGCUGCAAGAUACCAUGUUACGCAUUGAGCUGCAUGCACGCCAGCAGCUUGAUGCAGUGAAGCAUGGCUACCAGGGCAGUGACCAGAAGGAGGAACAGAGGUUCUACCAGUUCAGCACUGGGACGUCUGGUGUACAUGGCCGCAAGGCUCGGAAACGUCCGGCCGCAGCUGGCGCAACGGUGAGGCGCGCUGCUUUGCCACAGCCUCCACAGAUGCCACACCCACAAGAUCAGCUGCAGUUUACUUUAGAUGGCAAGAGGGUUACCUGCCUUCGCUGUACACGCACUGCCUUGCGUUCCCACAGCAGUCGAUGGAAGGACUUUUGGCAGGCCGAGUGUGUUGCCAUAGUUCCGCAGGGCCGCAAUCUUCGUGGUACUGUGGUGGCGCAGGCACGACAGGAGCGCGACCAGAAGGCAGCUAAGGAAUGCAUGCGCCGCUUUGCGCAGCUACACGGCGUCGAUGAGGCAGAUUUCUCUUGGAGUGGCAAUGUGCAAGCUCGGCGAGACUGCAACUUGAAGCGUGGUCACCUGAUGGCAACCUUCUGGUUUGCAAGACAUGCGGAUUUUACCUUGUGGAUGAUUGGAAGUGGUACUUCCCUUAUCUGCUAUGAUGCGAUUUCCGAUGGUGAGCAAGAUUUCUUGGACGAGGGCCCCUUGUCAGGACCCCGCUGGACAGAAGGCUACCAGGAAGAGGUGAAGCCCGUCCUCUCGAAGCAGCCUCAAGACCAGGCGGCUGAGAUGGGUAUGGGCAUUGACCCCGAAAUCCUCGUUGACGAUGUCGAGGGCUUCGUGAGCGGAGUGGGCCCUGGCGAUGACCUCGUGCACGGAAAGCGCCCCGCUGAUCGGUCGGCGUUCCUUGCCGAUGCUCUCAAACGCCUGGAGCGCUUGGCUGCCCGCAGCGCAGAGAGAGUGAAGCAAGCAACGCAGCUCAGAGUGGAAGCUGAGAUGCUUGCGAGACGGGGAAGCAUCCCGCGGGAGGUGGCUGAAGGGCUCCGACACCUCCAACUGCCACUGGACGCGAGGGAGGAUCAGGUGAGGCAGAGCAUCGCCGAUGCGCUGAAGGCGAGUCCGCCAGGAGCUCACGACAUGGUGUCGGGUGCUUUCUGUGGCGACGGCUCAUCCUUGGUCGGUGCCAAGACCGGCCGCUCCCCUCUCGACAAGCGUGUGGUUGCGGAGACGGGGGACGAGCUGGCCAAGCGGGAGUCACAGGCCGCUGCGGGCAAGGCGGCCGCAAAGGCCCUCGUUUACCCCGGAGGGCGAGCCACAUGCUGCAGAGGUUUUGCGACAAGAACUCCGCGAAGUGCGCCAGCAGCGGCUGGUGCAGGCCGAUUGCUGGAGAACCUGACGGUGGACAACCGGGAGCUGCGCCAGAUCUUGCUGAAGAUCUUGCGUGGCGGUCCAAGUCUGCCAGGCGCCGGGCUGCGAAGAAGGCGCGUGACCUUCGAUGGCUGCAAGAUCAGGCAGCUUCCGCCUUUCCAGAGUGGUGGAAAGCACAUCCUAUGUUGGAUUUGGGCAAGACCUCAAGGCGGCGGUGAGGUCCUUGCAGCUGCGAUGGCAUCCGGACCAGAAGCCCUCAAAUGUGGAGGUGCAGCGCCUCGAAAGGCUGGUUUUAUCACUUACUGCGGCGGUGCUGUUGGAGCAAACAAUUCUCGACAAUCAAGAGCUGUCCGGUGCCUCCAGCGCCUCGAGGCUAAAUCGGCAGCCAUGGUGCAAGCGGUGUGGGAGCUCCACGUCCGAGCAGAGAUCGCAUGCGCCAAGCGGAGCAUCCGCCAGGAGCUGCUGCUCUUGACGCAGCAGGCCUAUGAGACUUGCUGCGAGUUCAUGUGCAGGCAGGAAGAAGCCAGGCCCCUGCUACGAGGCUCCCGUGUCGGCCUCCGGUGUCUGCAUGGAAGCCGCAGAAGCCUCGACCAAGCAAAGGUGAGGCAGAGCAUCGCCGAUGCGCUGAAGGCGAGUCCGGGAAGUGCAGCGCAGCAGCUGCCCCAUGACCACCACAUCUUCGAAGACGCAGACAUGAAGAUGUUGCACGACCUGGGCAUACAUACGGAGUGGGUGCAGCACAACGCAAGCCCGGGCACCCUGUACGACGAGGCCCUGCGCUACGAGAAAGGCUCCGCCAUCCUCUCCACCGGGGCGCUGGCGGCCUUCUCAGGUGCCAAGACCGGCCGCUCCCCUCUCGACAAGCGGGUGGUUGAAGAGCCCUCGACCUCAGAGGACAUUUGGUGGGGCAGUGUCAAUGUUCCCCUCACCGACAAGACCUUCAAGAUUAACCGAGAGCGUGCCAUCGAUUACCUAAACACCAGAGAAAGAUUGUACGUCUUUGACGGCUUCGCUGGUUGGGACCCGGAGUACCGCUACAAGGUCCGCGUCAUCACGAGCCGAGCCUACCAUGCGCUCUUCAUGCACAACAUGCUGAUUCGGCCGACAGAGAAGGAGCUCGCGAAUUUUGGCGAGCCCGAUUAUACGAUCUACAAUGCUGGGGCGUUCCCAUGCAACCGGGCGACGCCGGGUAUGACAUCUGGAACCUCGGUGUCGUUGAACUUUGCUUCGAGAGAGGUCGUGAUCUUGGGCACGCAGUAUGCCGGAGAGAUGAAGAAGGGCGUCUUCACAAUCAUGAACUACUUGCUGCCGAAGCGUGGCAUUCUCAGCAUGCACGCCUCUGCGAACGAGGGGAGGGAUGGCGAUGUCACUGUCUUCUUUGGCCUUUCGGGAACCGGUAAGACGACCCUAUCUGCGGAUGAAAACCGGCUCCUCAUCGGCGACGAUGAGCACGCCUGGACCGAUAAGGGUAUCUUCAACAUCGAGGGCGGGUGCUACGCGAAGGCAAUCGGCCUUACCCGAGAGAAGGAGCCCGAGAUCUGGGAUGCGAUUCGUUUUGGCGCGCUUCUGGAGAACGUGGUCUUCGAUACCCGCACAGGUGAGGUGGACUACGAGGAUGGUAGCAUCACGGAGAACACGAGAGUCUCCUAUCCGCUCGAGUACAUACCCAAUGUGAAGAUUCCUGCCGUUGGUGGCCACCCGAAGAACAUCAUCAUGCUGACCUGUGACGCCUUCGGUGUCCUCCCACCCGUGUCGAAGCUGACACCGGCACAGGCUAUGUACCACUUCAUCUCCGGCUACACCGCCAAGGUGGCAGGCACCGAGAUGGGCGUCACAGAGCCGACGGCAACCUUCUCCGCCUGCUUCGGCGCACCAUUUAUGGUCUGGCAUCCAGCAAAGUACGCCGAGCUCCUGGCUGACAACAUGUCCAAGCACAACGUGAAUGCCUGGCUCAUCAACACGGGAUGGACCGGUGGCGGCUUCGGCCAGGGACAUCGCAUGAGCCUCAAGGACACCCGUGCCAUCAUUGACGCCAUCCACACGGGGGACUUGGCCAAAGCUGAGUAUGAGAACUUUCCGCGAUUCAACCUCCAGGUGCCAAAGUCGUGCCCGAAUGUGGAUGCGAAGAUGCUGAUGCCGAACAAGACCUGGUCGAACCAGGCUCACAGUCUUUUCAGCACCGAGAAGGUCGUCUACGGCGCCGCCCCUUUCCCGGGUGGGAAGCUCGCCUGGAACCAUCAUGCACAGGCGCUGAACCUCAUCCACGAGCGACGAUGCCUCCAACUCGUCAAGAAUCUUACCGCAGCGGUUCUGGAGAAGGACGAGGUGUUGCUCAACGGAUUGGUCCGGGCCAAGUUCCAAGACGAGGCGGAAGCCAAAGCGUUUGCGACUAUCCUUCCUUUCUUCGAGGAAGCUGGGGAACUGCCAGCACCAAGCACGCCACCGCGAAAGCGCGACAGAGCUGUGGAGCUUUUGAUGGCGACGCCGGCAAAGACGAAGCGGGAAGAGGCUGCGCCGGGCACUCCACCACGAUGCGAGGCAUCUAAGAUGCGCGACGAGCCGGCCACGCCACCGGCGCCGAAGAGGGCGAGACAGACCCGGCUGAUGGAAGAGGCGCGGGAAGCGUGA